Messenger RNA from Pneumocystis murina B123, 294 nucleotides. RefSeq lists its product as hypothetical. Bases 1 to 294 code for a protein of 97 amino acids. The record is from RefSeq and is a predicted model, not a curated record. Lineage: Eukaryota; Fungi; Ascomycota; Pneumocystomycetes; Pneumocystales; Pneumocystaceae. The transcript is spliced from 3 exons.
AUGUCUUUAAACUAUUUACACUCUACAGAAUCUAUAAUUCGUCAAAAAUUAACAAAAGCAUUAUCUCCAUCUAUUUUAGAGAUUUAUAAUGAUUCAUAUCUACAUAAAUAUCAUGCGCCAAUGAAAAAUAAUACAAAUCUUGAAAGCCAUUUUAGGAUCAUAAUAGUAUCUGAUGCUUUUAAAGGUCAUGGACAAGUUGCACGCCAUAAAAUAGUUUAUAAUUUAUUAAAAGAAGAAUUAGAAAAUGGCAUACAUGCUUUACAGUUGUAUACAAAAACGUGUGAAGAGGCAUAA